AUGCCGCUAGACCUUCUCGAUGAUGAGCUUCUAGCAGAUUCAACCAAAGCAGAGCAGAUAGGACUUCAACUAGACUCAGAGGGAUGGAGUCCUAUAGCUCGCUUCGCUAGUUCAACUUGGGCGAGGAUACGUUAUAUUCUCGGCGUUUUCCGAGAAGAGACUUUAGAGUUUCCAUUUCGUCAAUUCACAGCUGAGAAUAAAGCUAAACUAAUGGAUCUUUCAGAGAGAUGUCAGCAAUCAUGGAAGUUAUUGCCAGAGCAUCUUAAGUACAUACACGAGUGCUGGACAUCAGAUCUCGAGGCUACUGUCUGCCUAAUGCUCACUAUUGUGUAUCUGUCAUAUCUACAAAAUGAGUUUCAGAUACACCGCCUCCUUAAAAGGAGCACACAAAGUCCUACUCCAGCAUUACUUACUAUUUCAGCAGAGAUCGUCGCAGUCGUUGUACAGCUAGGUAAAUCGCGUGAUAAAGCAGUGCUUCUAAACCACGACUUCCCUAACAUCGUCGUCAAUUACGGUCUUCCUACCGCCGCUACAUUAGUGGCAGCUAUACAAAAUGGGGCUAGAACUCAGACUCAGCCAUUACCACACAGCCUGAGUCGUUCUGCAGUGAUCCGAAGCCUUAUGGUAUUCACUUCGUAUCUUGAGAGUAUUCGCGAUGUGGGUGAGACUAUAGAAAACACAUGUUUGCAAGCCGCACAAUCUAUAUCUCGCACCGUGGAUCGUAUGCUCGACGAACCACCUUCCUUGUCUGGCACGAGGCCAGAUAUGACCCUCCCUGCGUCGAUGUCUUACGAUGAUCCUGAAACGCCCUUUUCAGCUUCGCAAUUCAUGCAAACAGGACCUGAUAUUACCGGAUUUGCAAACAGUGACUUGCUCAAUCGCAAUACAUUAGACAACUUUGAUCUUUCCGGGUGGUUGAAUACUACUGCGUGGAUAGGCGAGAAUGUGGGAUACUAG
Molecule: messenger RNA, 957 nt
Organism: Penicillium cinerascens
Lineage: Eukaryota; Fungi; Ascomycota; Eurotiomycetes; Eurotiales; Aspergillaceae
Exons: 3
Coding region: 1-957 (318 amino acids)
Source: RefSeq, a predicted model, not a curated record